AGAAUCAGCUAUUCGUAGGACUUCUGCCAGGAUCUGACCAAGAAAAGGGGGAGAAGGCAGAAACCAGCCUUGACUGAAUGGGCUCUGUGGUGGGGGGCAAGUGCUAACUGGAGCUGGCUGGCCAGGGCAGAAGGCAGGGCUUUUGGGAGACUGGAUCAGGUCGACCUGGCAGGGGUUCUUACAUAUGGAGCUGCCAAACUAGCGGAGACUUGAAGACAGAUGCCCCCAAAGAUGUUGGAACCCAGUGAGGCACCAUCCCAUGCGCCCACAGCCAGUGUUCCCAUGGACAGCAAUAUAGUGGCCAUUAUCAUAGCUACCAUUUCUUCUUCUGUGUUCAUUGUGGCUAUUUUGGUGCUGCUGCUGCUUUUGUAUCACCGAGACCCUCUGUGCUGCCAGUUCCUGUGCUCCUGCCGCUUCUUCCAGAACCCCAGCCAAUAUGAUUGUCCUCCUCCGUACUUCAGUAGCAACCAGCGAUUGGUGGGGCUCCAGUCUGGAACUCAGCGUCUGGAGAGCACUGCUGAAAAUUCUGACACUGCACAGGGGGAUGAACUCUUCUGUGUUGGACCCCCCAGCAGCUAUCAGCUGCCUCCGUGGGAACAGCCACGCCUGCCAAGCUACGAGAGCGUGCGGAAGAAAGAUCGGCAGCGGGAGAUCCACCAGAUGAUUGCCGAAAGGUUUGGUUUGUGGGCAGAAGUCUCCCAAGAGUUACCACCACCCUAUGAACAGGCCUUGAGGUAUCCUGCAGCUUCAUCAGGAACCGGAGCAGGUUCAGAGUUGUCAGCCAGACAGAGCUUGCCCGACAUGCUCCAAGCCUCACCUACGUUCCAGCCUCACAGAAACACCUCAGUAUAGGCUGGGUCGGUCCCCUAAACUGCCUCUGGGACAACACCAAGUGUUUGCUAAAUGGGUUUCCGGUCCACAAGGCACUCUGCCAAUCCCUUUUCCCAGUGCAACAGUAGCUGAAAGGAAGCACUCUAGAACAUUCCGGACAA
Molecule: messenger RNA, 992 nt
Organism: Gekko japonicus
Lineage: Eukaryota; Metazoa; Chordata; Lepidosauria; Squamata; Gekkonidae
Exons: 5
Coding region: 220-852 (210 amino acids)
Source: RefSeq, a predicted model, not a curated record